CAGAAGCAAGGCGUUUGACAAGUAAAAAGCGGCUUAUUUUUCUGUACCAUUUCAGUACUAGGUUUUUUCUAUAUUUAAUUAUUUGAGUAUUUGUGCUAUUGAAAAUUAUAGAAUUUAAUUGCUACAAGAGAAAACGGUUUUUAGAUAAGGAAAGUGGCAAAUUAAUCGCUUAAACAAAUUGCAUAAAAUAGCUCUUCCGGUUAACAAAAUGGAGAAUAUUAAGACCAAUUUUGAUAAAAUAAUGGAAAAAUUCAAUGAUAGUAUGACAUAUUCUGCUCCGAAAAAGCUGAGUUUUGAAUACUUAAACGAUUCCUUCGCUGAUUCUGCUUCAUUACCUAAGAAACGUCGCCAUGAGAAUUCCAAUCUUAGUUGCGACAACGAAAGCAACGCAUCUAUAAGUAGUACACCAUCAAGUCCUUGGGAAACACGGCGCAUUAAAGCCGAUUUGAUCGAAGCUAAGUCUCGCAUUUCCAAGUUGAAGCUGGAAAUCGAGCGCCAGCACAAGCUACGUGCAGAAGUAGAAACUCUUUAUGAGAGCAAAGUGACUGAGCUGAAGAAGCAGUGUGAUUUUUCCGCUAAUAAAGUGCAGGACGUAGAAAAGCAUUUGCAAGUGGUGCGCAAACGUGAGCAGGGUGCCAAACAGGAGCUUAUACGCACUCAGCGGGAAUUGACACAACAAAAGCACCGUUACGAAGAAGAAAUACAUAAAUUACAACGUACUAAGUUGGAGAUUGAGGAUCAUUCGCGCCAAAUGCAAAACAGCAUGGAGAAUGAGAUAAGUGAAUACCGACGACACACAGACAAACUGGAAAUGGAAUUGGAAUUAAUAACAGAUGAAAUGGCAAAUUUAAAAAGCGUACUAAAAGAGUAUAAAUUGCAUGCAAAUUCGUAUGAGGCACUUAAAAUUGAGCAUGAAAAAGAUCAGCAAGAAUUAGAAACGGCAAAUUCUCGCAUUAAAGAAUUAGAAUACCAAAUAGCUUCGUAUGAAGAUUGGAAGGAAAUAACCAAGAAAUCUCAAACUCGUUUGCUAAGUAUACCAGAUAUGGAUAAAGAGCUCGAGCGUUUGCGCACGAAUAAUAAAAAUCUGCAGGAAUUACUGGGAAACAAAUUGCUACUGGAGGAACAAGUGCAUGACCUAAAGGGACGUUUAGCGCGGGAAGAGGGUGGGCGCAAUGAAGCAGUGGCUUUGCAAGUAAAACUUUCGCAUAUGGAACAAGAGCUAAAAGAAUGGGUGAAGGUGGCACAGGACCAUUGUCUUGCCAACAUGUUGGUCAGCCCGAUGGCCUUGCGUUCGCGCAUUGAACAGUUGCUCCAAAAUGAUAUAAUCAUGAUAAGUGAAAAGCGGAGCACACAGUCGGAGACGAAGACUAUGAAAUGUGAAUUACUGGAUUACAAACAGAAAUGUGAAAUUUAUGUUAAGAACAUAGAGGAACUUAACGUGGCGCUAAAAAGGCACAAGAACUUCAAAGAACGUAUACAACGCAAAUUGUUUUUGGUUUCCAAGGAACGCGAUUGUUACAAGCAGCUGCUGGAGAAUUUCGAAAAGGAUCUUACAUUCUCCAAUGCCAACGUGGCCGCUGAUAUCGGGAAUGGCGAUGUGCAAUUGCGUUCACGUCUAGACAUGCUCGAGAAGACACUAAUAGGCUACAAAGAUAUGUGCAGCAAUUUGGAAAAAGAGUUGACGAACGCCAAGCAGUUGCCCGUCGCCGAUCAGACAAUUGAAAAUGUCAUAAGCACCGAAGCCUAUGAGCACAUAAGAAAAGAGUUGGACACGAUGAGAUUGGAAAAUGAGCGUUUGCGUCGCCGCAAAGAGGAGUUAGAAUUAGAGCUGGAACAUCGUUGCUUGAAGGGCGACUUUAGUGUGGGAAAAUAUAAAAUUGUGCAUUUGGCGAAAAAUCCUGCAGCCGAUGCUUACAAAAAUUCCGAAAAUCUAAUUGAAAAAUUGCAAGCAGAGAUUGAACGCUUAAAGCGGCGCAAUAAAAAAUUGGAAGAGGAUAAUGAAGUGACGCAAGCACGACUCAACGAAACGACGAACAUGACAAUAAAUAUCAAAGAAAUGAAUCAAUUGCGUGCCGAGCUCGAGUCUACCAAUUCAAAAAUGAAGAAAAUGAAAGAAUGCUACAAGUCAGCAAGCAUGGAAUUUCGGGAAGUUUGUUAUUUGUUGUUUGGCUAUCGAAUCGAUCGAUUGGGAUUAAAUACAAAUUACAAGCUAUCCAGUAUGUAUGCGGAAAGCCCAGACGACUAUUUAAAUUUCCGUUUGAAUGAAUCGAAUCAUGCAUUGGAUAUGCUUGAGACGCCCUAUUCGGCCACACUAAAACCGCUAAUAGAAAGUCAAUUGGUUGGAAAUAAAUCCUUACCCGCAUUUUUGAGCACCUUGACGCUUGAACUUUUCCAACGUUCCACCGUAACUAUGUCGUAAACCGGAUAUUUUGUAGCCAUUAAUACUUUUCAUCAAACAAAAAAAAAGAGUCACCAAGGCGCCGUGUUUUAAUGGGGGCCAUGUUCGCCGAUAAUAAAUUUAAGGUUUUUCAUUUCCCGUUUUCUUUUGUAAUGCAUAUAAAGAUGUAUUUAAUAAUAAUAAGUUGUUUGGCUAAGGCCGAGCUAAUUGGUUGAGUGCAA
Molecule: messenger RNA, 2619 nt
Organism: Anastrepha obliqua
Lineage: Eukaryota; Metazoa; Arthropoda; Insecta; Diptera; Tephritidae
Gene: Mad1
Product: mitotic spindle assembly checkpoint protein MAD1
Exons: 9
Coding region: 209-2419 (736 amino acids)
Biological process (GO): mitotic spindle assembly checkpoint signaling; attachment of mitotic spindle microtubules to kinetochore
Cellular component (GO): mitotic spindle; nuclear envelope; kinetochore
Source: RefSeq, a predicted model, not a curated record